Molecule: messenger RNA, 1696 nt
Organism: Pogonomyrmex barbatus (red harvester ant)
Lineage: Eukaryota; Metazoa; Arthropoda; Insecta; Hymenoptera; Formicidae
Product: alpha-tocopherol transfer protein-like
Cellular component (GO): membrane
Molecular function (GO): phosphatidylinositol bisphosphate binding
Source: RefSeq, a predicted model, not a curated record
UUUAUAUGCCGGAAAUACAGCUAAAUUUCUUAUUUAAGAAUUUCUUAAUACGCGUCUCGACCGCGUUUCUCUCUUGUCACCUUCCUUUUCGCAGAGAAAUAAAAAUGAGUGAAAAUCUCGCUUUUUUUUUUCUUUGGCAAUAUUGAAGAGAUACCUUUAUUAUUUCAUUUAUUCUGACAUAUUGGCUUUCGGCAAGCAGCGCUCCUCUCAUGAACUUGUUUAUUACAUAAUAACGCAACCGGUUUUGGUACAUACGUAUAUAAGCGGGGAUAUUUUUCUUUACCAUGCGCGGGCCAGUGUAAAUCCAACUGAUGAAAUCGUCGUCGCGAGUUAAAGCGCGAACUGCAGUCGCGCACAGUGCGUUCAAUCGCUGAAGUUGUACUCCGGCAUUGGGAACGUGUUUAUCUCUGUUUAACGUGUUUAUCUCGUACAAAUACAAUAUAUAUAUACGUAUAUUAUUGUAAAAAUUUUAAUGUUUUACGUAUAUAAACGCGAUUUAAACUAAUGUUACAUUAGAAAAUAAAAAAGUGUGCAUAAAUCGUAUUAUCAAGAAAGAUCUUUUUCUCGAAAGAUAAAAAAUAGAUUGUUUGCAACGAGAAGAAGAUUGUGACCAGUCAAUCGUGGGAAAGAAACUGAUUUUACGACCUUCGAUAUUUCUUAACAUCCUUCAGAAUGAAAUUCGGCCACACGAUCGACGAAUCGCGGAAGAAAUAUCCGGAAAUAACGAACGAGCUCUUGGAAUGCCUACAAAAAUGGGCGAAGGAUCGAGGUCUUCCCAGAAUUCCCGAAGAGCAAUUGGCGUUAUUUGCGCAUAGCUGUUAUUUCGACAUGGAUGCCACGAAACAAUGCAUGAACGUUUAUUACAGAAUGCGGACCACGGUUCCGGAAUUUUUUAAAGACCGGGACAUCAGCCUCGACUACCUCCGGCAUUCAUUGAAAGCCUUAGAGUUCGUGAUGCUUCCCAAACCAGAUCCAAAUGGUAAUAAGAUACUUUUUCAUCGAGUAGCGGAUACACGACCAUCCCAGUACGUGUUCAAUGAUGGCGUUAAGCUGUUGCUGAUGUCAAUCGACGCGAGCCUCUACACGGACGGUUGUUCGCCAGGAUACAUAUUCCUCUUCGACAUGGACGGUAUACGACUCGGUCACUUGACCAAAUUAACGAUAAACAGUCUUCGCAGGUUCUUCGAAUACCUCCAAGAAGGCAUGCCGGUAAGGCUGAAGGGCAUCCACGUGCUGAACGCGGUCUGGUUUAUGGACAAGGUGCUCGCGCUCAUCAGACCGUUAAUGAAGAGAGAGCUUUACGAAAUGCUUCACCUUUACACCGGUGAUGUCUCCGACGUGUAUCCUCAUAUACCGCCCGAAUGUCUGCCAAAAGAUUUUGGUGGGGAAUUGGACUGCGUCGCGAGUCUUCAUAAAGCGCACAGCAUGAAGCUAGAUCAAUUGCAGAAUUAUUUUCGAGAGGAAGAGACUCUAUUUCGCAAUUAUUUGCCUGACAACGCGAAAACCGCGAGUUAAAUAAUUACGCCAGACGCUGCCGAGGAUCUAAAGGAUCAUCAUAACGGCAAUGAUAGCUGAUGUAAGAAGUUAAGCGUUAAGCACUAGAGUUACCUAUUUGCCGCGCAAUGGAUAUAAUAAAUAGCAUAAGUCACUUACCGCAUAAUGUACAGUUAAAUAAAGAUACAGUUGCGUUGCGUCA